AAUGGGUAAUAGCAAUAAAGUUUAACAAAAUGUCAUUCAUAUUGAAUUUAUGAGUGCUAAAUAAAAAAUAAGAAAGGAUAAAGCUUUGAUAAAAAAUAAAGUUGAUUAAAGCCAGAAUGAACAUCUCUCGGAUAUAAUAUGCGUUUAAGAUUUAACUUAGUAUUACGAAGUUGACUUUAGAUAAACAAUACUAACUUCUGAUGAAACUAUACAUGUAAAGGUAAAAUUAUAUAAAUAAUAAAGAAAAUUGUUGAUCUGGUUGUUAAUCCUAAUUCAAAGACUCCAAGUAAUUUAAUUUAAAUUAGUGAGUUCUUUAAGUAGAAUGUAAAAUCAUUUUAAAUUUUUUUUAAUAACUAAAUAUACUCUUAAGAUGAAUAGUAAUAUUAGUUUGCUUACGAGCCACUCUAUAUAGAAGUAAUUUAUAACCCAAAACACUGGAUGGAAAAGGCUGUUGAGAAAUUUAAAACUUAUAGUAAUAAGCUGAUGUCAGCCCUUGCCUUGAUUUCAAAAUUUGCUUAUAUAGCUAUUCCUUUAUAUACUAGUUUAUCUGCUCUAUAGCCCUUUGUAUUACCAACUUUAAAGACAGCCAAAGUUGCUUUGAAAUCAACUUAAAAUCCUACUUCAUAAACUGCUCAAACAGUCAUUAAAUUUUUGAUAAAUUAAUUAAAGAGAGCUUCCUUUAUUGCCGCUCCUAUUUUAUCACUUUUAGCAUAAUAUAUACCAAUUUCUAAAAAUAUGGUUGCAGGAAUAGGUCUGUACUUUGGUAAAGGAGUUUUAUGGAAUGUCAUCAAAUUAGGGGUAACAAUAUUUUGCCCCUUUUUGGCUCCAUUAUUAAUGAUCUUUGGAUGA
Molecule: messenger RNA, 849 nt
Organism: Paramecium sonneborni
Lineage: Eukaryota; Ciliophora; Oligohymenophorea; Peniculida; Parameciidae
Source: the annotation of a GenBank genome assembly